GAGCUUGUCUGCGUGUUGAGAGAGGUACUUGGUUGUCACAGUUCUCUCCUAACUGUUCAACCGAGUAGAGGUGUAUUCAAGCAUCACAAGAUAACUUUUCCCGGUCAUAUAUUUUAAAUAUAUAAUUUAUCAUAUCAAAAUUUUAUCCACUAUAAAAUCAGAUAUUUAAAUUAAUUUCAUAAUCAAUUUGAGCAUCAACUAUUUUUUUCAUGAUAUGACACAGUCUCGUGAGGUGUUGGCUAUGAUGGAUGCUCAUACAACGACAUUCGGUCGUAAACGUGGUUGCACAAUAUCAAAAUGUUGUGGUUUUUUAUUAACAGUAUUAUUUAUACUUGGUAUUGUAUUAACUGGUCUACUUGUUUAUCACUUUGCACCUUGUGUUGAUGAGCGAUUAGCAAGAUCAUUUGGUAACUCUGAUGAUAAUGAAAUUUUAAAUUCAGCAAGAUCAUUUGCAGCUCAUGGAAGUGUUAAAAAAAGAAUUGAUGUUAGAUUACCAAAAUCAAUAAUACCAAAUUCUUAUGAAAUUAAAUUAAUGCCAUUUAUUUGGGAAAAAAAUUUUACAUUCAACGGUGAGGUAAGAAUCAACAUCAGUGUUUUGAGUGAUACUAAAAAUAUAACUCUACAUGCUGUUGAUAUGGAUAUUGAUAAUAAAUUAACAACAGUUAAAGAAAUUAAUAACAAAAAAAAUAAUAUCACAAAAUCAUUGAGGAUUGUUGAACAAUUGAAUGACACUGCCAGACAAUUUCAUAUUAUUCAAACAGAUGAAACACUUGAAGCUGGCAAGCAGUACAUAGUUUAUCUUAAAUUCAUUGGAUAUCUCAAUGAUUAUCUUCAAGGUUUCUAUCGGAGUUCAUACACCGUUGGAAAUCAAACGAGAUGGAUAGCAACAACUCAAUUUCAAGCAACUGAUGCACGUCGUGCUUUUCCAUGUUUUGACGAGCCUUCAUUAAAAUCGAAAUUUAAAAUUUCGAUUGCUCGUCCUAAUAAUAUGACAUCAAUAUCAAAUAUGCCAAGAGUUGGUGAACCACAACCAGCACGUGAAAUAUCAACAUAUGUUUGGGAUCAUUAUGAACAAUCUGUUCCAAUGUCAACGUACCUUGUUGCAUUUAUUGUUUCUGAUUUUGAAUAUUUAAAAUCACCGAAUAAUAAUUUUACUGUUUGGGCAAGAAAAGAGGCAAUUAAUCAAGCACAAUAUUCACUUGAUAUUGGACCAAAAAUAUUAAAAUACUAUGAAGAAUUUUUUCAAAUUAAAUUUCCACUUGAAAAAAUUGAUAUGGUUGCAUUGCCUGAUUUUUCAGCUGGUGCUAUGGAAAAUUGGGGUCUUAUAACGUAUCGUGAGACAGCAAUGCUUUUUGAAAAAGGUAUAUCAACAAGCAGCAGUCAACAGCGUGUUGCAACUGUUGUUGCCCAUGAGUUAGCUCAUCAAUGGUUUGGUAAUUUGGUAACACCAAGUUGGUGGUCUGAUUUAUGGCUGAAUGAAGGAUUUGCAAGUUACGUUGAAUAUAUUGGAAUGGAUUCAGUUGAACCAGAAUGGAAAGUACUUGAACAAUUUGUCAUUCAUGAAUUACACAAUGUAUUUACACUCGAUGCUUUGGCAUCAUCACAUCCAAUAUCAAUUGAAGUUGGUCAUCCAGAUGAAAUUAGUGAAAUUUUCGACAGAAUAUCAUAUGGAAAAGGAGCUUCUAUAAUACGAAUGAUGGAUCAUUUUUUAACAACAAAAGUUUUCAAACAAGGACUGACAAAUUAUUUAAAAUCAAAAGCUUAUCAAAGUGCUGAGCAAAAUGAUUUGUGGAAUUCUUUAACUGAACAAGCUCACAAAGAUGAUGUAUUACCAAAAGAUGUUACAAUAAAAAAUAUUAUGGAUACAUGGACUCUACAAACUGGUUUUCCAGUUAUAACAGUUGUCAGAGAUUAUAUCAAAGGAGGAGCAAAACUGACACAAGAUAGAUUUAUGAUACAAAAUACAACAUUAAAUAAAGAUUCUGAAUCACUUUGGUGGGUACCAAUUAGUUAUACAACUGAGGAAAUUAAAGAUUUUACAAAUACAAGACCAUCAUACUGGAUGAAAGCUGAAAAAAGUUUGAACAUUGAUAAUAUUAAAGCAACUUCAAAUCAAUGGGCUAUAUUUAAUAUCCAAGAAACUGGUUUUUAUCGAGUUAAUUAUGAUAAAACAAAUUGGAAAAUGAUUAUUAGACAAUUGAAUGGAACAAAUUAUAAUGACAUAUCAACUAUCAAUCGAGGACAAUUAAUUGAUGAUGCAUUAAAUUUAGCUAGAGCUGGAAGACUUGAUUAUACAACAGCUCUAGAUGUGACAUCUUAUCUUGCUCAUGAAACUGAAUAUGUACCAUGGAAAUCAGCUUUAACAGCAAUGAGUUAUCUUGAUAAUAUGCUUAGCAAAUAUCAGGGCUAUGAUAGAUUUAGAGUUUAUAUAUUAAAAUUAUUAGAUAAUGUUUAUAGAAAAGUUGGUUUUAAAGAUACAUAUGGUGAUCCACAAUUGACUGUAUUUACACGUAUUGAUGUAUUAUCAUGGGCUUGUACAUUUAGUCAUGAUGAUUGUGUUAGAAAUGCUGUUGCACAAUUUCAAAAUUGGAGAAAUCAACCAGAUCCUGAUGCAGUUAAUCCAAUUUCAGCAAAUUUAAAGAGUGUUGUAUAUUGUACUGCAAUUCGUGUUGGUGGCCAAUCUGAAUGGGACUUUGCUUGGGAUCGAUAUCUCAAAACAAAUGUUGGCUCAGAAAAAGAAUUAUUAUUAUAUGCUCUUGGCUGUAGUAGAGAACCUUGGAUAUUAAGUCGUUAUCUUGAAUGGGCAACAACAGACAAUACGGGAAUUAGAAAACAAGAUUCAGCUCGUGUAUUUGCUGCUGUUGCCAAUAAUGCUGUUGGCCAACCACUUGUAUUUAGUUUUCUACGUAAUCAGUGGUCACGUUUACGAAAAUACUGUGGUACUUCACUUGUUUCAAUAAAUAAUAUUGUUAAAUCAGCAACAAGAAAAAUAAGCACAAAAUAUGAAUUAAAAGAUUUGUUGGAGUUUGCUGAGGAGCACAGUGAAGAACUUGGAAGUGCAACAAGAUCAGUCCAACAAUCAGUUGAACAAGCUGAAGCAAAUAUUCGUUGGUUAGAUAGAAAUUACAUGGCCAUUCGUAAUUGGCUUCUUAAAAAUACAGCAUAAUUUUAUUUAUAUUAUUAAUUUAAUCAAGUCACAAAAUAGAUUUAUAUUGAUAAGAAAAUUUAAUUUAAUUGUAAAAUUCAAUGAGUGUCUUAUUCGAUCGGUUUUUAAUUAUAAAAAAAUUUCCAUCAAGCACAUGAUGUUUAUAUACGUUCGUGAUUAUUAUCAAGUAUUUUUUUUUGUUUUUUUUUUUAUAAUGUAAAUAUCAUUAUAAGAGUGAUAUAAUAAUUAAGAAAUUCAAGUUGUUGUUUCAUUAAAUAUAGUCUGAUAAACGAAAGCGUUGUCGUACUAAAAUUGCUUAUUAAAAUGUUCAUUUUCUAUUAAAUUAAAUUCAAUUAUAUAUGUGGAAUAAUUAUUGUUUCAUAAAAUAAUAUAAAUUAUUUUUUAAUUUAAUAUUUACGUACUUAUUUUUGAAGCAUAAAUAUUAUUAUUAAUUUUUAUUUAAAUAAUAAUUACUAUUUUGUCUUUUUAUUGUAAAAUUAGUUUAAAUAACAAUAUUAUUUUUUUAACUGUAAU
Messenger RNA from Aphidius gifuensis, 3679 nucleotides. RefSeq names its product aminopeptidase N (gene superdeath). Gene Ontology annotation, molecular function: zinc ion binding; metalloaminopeptidase activity; peptide binding. Gene Ontology annotation, cellular component: cytoplasm. The coding region runs from base 215 to 3166 and encodes 983 amino acids. Lineage: Eukaryota; Metazoa; Arthropoda; Insecta; Hymenoptera; Braconidae. Gene Ontology annotation, biological process: peptide catabolic process; proteolysis. The transcript has 12 exons. The record is from RefSeq and is a predicted model, not a curated record.